This is a messenger RNA of Macrosiphum euphorbiae (potato aphid), 645 nucleotides long. The record is from the annotation of a GenBank genome assembly. NCBI's taxonomy places the organism in Eukaryota, Metazoa, Arthropoda, Insecta, Hemiptera, Aphididae.
AUGGCGUGUCAGUGUAGAAGAAAUUUACCCCGACAGGAAAACUUGUACGUAGAUGUGGGCGAAGGGGCUUUAUUAAAUUCAAAGAGGACAUAUUCAACACAAGCAGAUUUGGCGAUCCGGUCACGUCAAGUUUAUUACACAUUAGUACCGAAUCCUGGAUUAAAAUCCCACUUGAAAUCUAUGCCGGAAUGGAAAAAGGAAGGAUUGAGACUGAAUAUAUUUCUCUUGGAAGAAGCGGCAAACAUGUGUGGUUUGAAUGGCCAGAGACUCUCAAAGUGGUACUCGGUCAGCAAAUGGGCAAAGAAAAAUAACAGCCCACUAAGCCUGGAAGAAUUUCAAUGGAUAGUGGAACGUUACGCACAAGUGGACAGGGACACAGAAAAUAUUCGUUCAUUAGUCGUAGAAAAUUUAAAGAAAAAUGGCAGACGAUACAGGUUGGACCUCAAUGAUUCGAAUAACUACCGAUUAAUAAAUCCAAAAUACAAGCCAAGAUGUGAAUCAAAGGUUAAAAGACCUUACUGCCCAUGCGUGGGUUGGGUGGAUCCAAUGGUGUACAAAGUAAUGGAUCGGGCAGAGGAAAUGCUGAAAAAAAACAAAACGGUCAUUACUGUCAAGACAGAUACCAGCAAGUUCUGGCAGAUAUAG